GUGAACCAUUUUCCGUUGCCUUUUAGUACCCACAAGUCUUUGCAAUUUCCUUUCCGACAUUUCUCGGGUAGAAUGGCGCCAAACAAGAAAGGGGGUGAGAAAAAGAAGGGGCGUUCUGCCAUCAACGAGGUUGUGACCAGGGAGUACACCGUCAACAUCCACAAGCGCAUACAUGGCGUGUCCUUCAAGAGGAGGGCACCUCGUGCUCUCAAGGAGAUCCGCAAGUUCGCCAUGAAGGAGAUGGGAACCCCUGAUGUACGCAUCGACACUCGCCUGAACAAGGCUGUAUGGACCAAGGGUGUGAGGAAUGUCCCAUACCGUAUGCGCGUGCGCCUGUCAAGGAAACGCAAUGAAGACGAGGACUCUCCCAACAAACUGUACACCCUCGUCACAUACGUUCCUGUCACAACAUACAAAGGUCUGCAGACGGUCAAUGUGGAUGAGAACUAAUUAUUCACUGGUGUUUAAAUAAAUGUAUAAAAGAAA
Oncorhynchus tshawytscha (Chinook salmon) is the source of this 486-nucleotide messenger RNA. RefSeq names its product ribosomal protein L31 (gene rpl31). Gene Ontology annotation, molecular function: structural constituent of ribosome. The record is from RefSeq and is a predicted model, not a curated record. Gene Ontology annotation, biological process: cytoplasmic translation. Gene Ontology annotation, cellular component: cytosolic large ribosomal subunit; ribosome. The transcript is spliced from 5 exons. NCBI's taxonomy places the organism in Eukaryota, Metazoa, Chordata, Actinopteri, Salmoniformes, Salmonidae. Bases 73 to 450 code for a protein of 125 amino acids.